This is a messenger RNA of Colletotrichum aenigma, 1266 nucleotides long. It is a transcript of the gene psiD-1, whose product is annotated as L-tryptophan decarboxylase. The record is from RefSeq and is a predicted model, not a curated record. Bases 1 to 1266 code for a protein of 421 amino acids. Gene Ontology annotation, biological process: phosphatidylethanolamine biosynthetic process. NCBI's taxonomy places the organism in Eukaryota, Fungi, Ascomycota, Sordariomycetes, Glomerellales, Glomerellaceae. Gene Ontology annotation, cellular component: mitochondrion. Gene Ontology annotation, molecular function: phosphatidylserine decarboxylase activity. The transcript has a single exon.
AUGAUGCAGGAUCAUGUCAGGGAAAUCCUCAACAGAGCGGAGGCUGCGGACUUGCCCACCGUCCCACCUAUCGAUGCCGUUCAGACUCUCAUCGACACAAAUCCCACUGUCUUCAUGCUCUUCACAGAGAUGUUGACAGAGGUGCCAACCAGACCUCCUUACGACACCAUUCCAGGCGGCGGCCCAGAAAUCAGAGAACUGCCUAAACUUAUUCAAGCACUCAACUACCAGAUCCAAACUCCAAUCCUUUACAAUGACUCCCCUCAAAUCGGCACCCCUAUCAACGCUAUACUAGACUGGCCUAUGGCCACGAAAGCUGGUUUUUCUGCAUUUCUUCGCGACGAUGUCAAUCAGAUUUUCAAAGAAAUGUUGGUCUACUGGGGUCAGUUCCUUACCACGGACAAAUCCGUCGAACCGGUGACGACUGCCGCAGGAGGCUGGCUUUCAUCCCAGGCCCAGAGUGAAGAGACUGGAUUGAAAGACUUCUUAAAGACAUACAUUGUCCCCGAUCCCAAGGAUCCUAUUCAUUACGGCUUCACUUCCUGGGACCAAUUCUUCACCCGCGACUUCCAGGACGGCCUCAGGCCGCUCCCAUCUCCUGACGACCUGAAUGUCAUCGUUAGCGCCCGCGAGUCAACUCCCUUCUUUAUUCAGAACAAUGUCCAGCUUCGCGAUACCUUUUGGGUCAAGAACGCCGACAAGCGUUCGAACUACAGCCUAGCGGAUAUGCUUGGCGAUGAGAACCUGGCCAACCAGUUCGUUGGUGGCACUGUCUAUCAGGCAUUUCUCAGUGCCGACAGCUAUCACAAUUGGCAUGCUCCUGUUUCCGGCUCUUACGUUGGUACACCCAACAUCAUCAACGGUACAUAUUACUCAGAGCCUCUCAUGUGGAGCUUCAGCCCGGACAAAGGCAUCGGACGCCCGGACAUCGGCGCGGACGAACUGUCACAAAGAUACAUCUCCGCCGUCGCCAAGCGUGGCGUCGCUGUCAUCCAGGCCGAUAAUCCCGCUAUCGGCCUUAUGGCUGUAGUUAUGAUUGGCAUGGCCGAGGUCUCCUCUAUUGACUUCUUCGAUAAGCCAACUUUUCAGAAGGGGGAAAAGAUUGGUCGCUUCCACUUUGGCGGCUCAACUCAUUGCCUAAUCUUUGGACCUAACGUCAAGCUCUCCUUUAGCCCGGAUGCAAUCCCUGAGCCGAACAUUCACCAUCUAAGCCGUCGUCACGUUCCUGUUCGAAGCGCGCUUGCCACAGUCAUUCCAAAGAGUUGA